GAUCAUUUGGCUGGAACUCUCAAUUUACAGAGGAGAAAAACUGAAAUCCCCAAGGUGAUGUUAUUAACAAGGUCUGUACUAGAACUCAAUUCUGUGGAUACCUAGUUCAGUUCUCUCCAGUGUAACUCAAUGACUCAUUCAGUCCUAGUUUCCUGCUAUAUUCUACAGACCACAUUCUUUAGUAGGCUCCACAUCUCUUUGUCAGUGUGUUAAUCUGUAUGCCUCGGUCAGUGAGCACGCAUGUGAAUGUCUACGUGUCUCUCAGCAAGUAUUUGUAAAGCAUAUCACUGGAUGUUAAUGCCCUUUCUGCUGGGGAAGCCUCUCUGUAAUUAACAGUUUUGCCGGCACCAGCAAUGAAGUGAGGGGAAGACCUUCUGAGUCAAUCAUUAAUAAACAGACUCGGUCCUCUCUCCAAUCACCUCUAUUCCUGGGUCUUCAGGAAAUGAGGGAAAAUAAUCAAGGUGGAACCAGACUUUCCCACAGUCAAACGUAGGUCCAGGGUAGUGAAAGCAGCUAGAGAGUGGGCUAUAAGAAGCUGUGACAGAUUAGCAGCUUACUGUCUCUGCAAGGAGUAUGUGCUCAAGUUAACAUGGAUACCAUUUUGGUCUUCAGCCUAAUCAUUAUAUCCUAUGAUGUCAACAAGAAAGAAAUCAGCGAAAGCAGCUGCCAAGUGGAACUGCUGCCUGAGCUCUUCCCAAAGGAUGUGAGAAACAUCAGGGAUAUGCUAAUUCAAGAAGCCCAGGCAGAAGCCAAAAGGGCCACAAUCAUCCAAAAUCAGACUCUGGCUACCCUGCAAUGCUCUGGGAGCAAAGUGAAAGUCAGUCUCAUGUAUUCGGAGAAAAAGCGAAAUAUCAAGUAUACUCUGAAGAACCUAAGAGUCAUUGCUGCUCCCAGCAGAAACAGCUCAGCCUCCCCAAGCUGUCACCUAGCCCCUACAUUCAAGUCUCAGACUGGAUCCCUUCUGGCAGGCAAAGCUUUUUUACCAGGUAUCUCCCAAUGUAAGGUCUACCCAGUAACGGUAGCUUCAUCAGAGACUUUUUCCAUCAUUAUCGUUUCCAUAACUCCUGGGAACAAAGAAAGAGCAAGAACUACAAGUAUUGAUGAAGAUGACGGCCUAGCGAAGAGGCAGAAAUGGAGCAUUGUGGUCAAAUUUCUGAUUGCUGCCACCCUGUUGCUCAGCGGAAUCGCCAUUAUAGUGUUUGUCAUUUUUGAAGUUCCAUGCCCCAGUCAAUGCCUGAGAGCCAGAGAGCUGUGUCAAUGCCAGUGGUUGCGGGGAAGGCAAAGGAAGGGAGCCAGCAUGGGAGACCAGCAACCCAGGGUAGCCAAAGCCCAGCCUGACUCUCAGCCUGAGAAGGAAAGUGUUGGACAAGAUGCUCCUAAGUCAUCAAGUUCAAAGAAAACUGCAGGGAUCACUGUUAUCCACCAGACGUACUUCUGAAAAGUUCUGCUCUACCUCAUACAUUGAAUGAAAGAUACUGCAGUCUUGCCCCAUUGUUAAUCAAUAUGGGUAGAUUCU
Loxodonta africana (African savanna elephant) is the source of this 1516-nucleotide messenger RNA. It is a transcript of the gene C18H17orf78, whose product is annotated as chromosome 18 C17orf78 homolog. NCBI's taxonomy places the organism in Eukaryota, Metazoa, Chordata, Mammalia, Proboscidea, Elephantidae. The transcript is spliced from 7 exons. Bases 590 to 1438 code for a protein of 282 amino acids. The record is from RefSeq and is a predicted model, not a curated record.